AUGUCUCUUACCCUCCUUCAGCCGAUAGGCUACGAUGCUCAUUCAUGCGGGUACUGCUCCCCACCAGGGGCCCGCAGCGGGAACAGCUCACGCAGCUUUGGGUUCAUCACCGAGCAGAUGAGCCCGCAGUUCUACCAGGGCCUCAUUGAACGCGGGUGGAGACGAAGCGGCGAGUACACGUACCACCCCGAUAUGGCGCGCACCUGCUGCCCGCAAUACACGAUCCGGUUGAGGGUCGACGAAUUCAAGGUGUCGCGGCAGCAACGCUCAAGCCUGAACCGAUGGAACCGCUAUAUCAGCGGGGAAGAGCCUAAGAACGGCAAAGGCAAGGUCAAGCCGUUCGAGCUGGGGCUUGAACUGCGACGCUGCCGCGACGUCUCCGGUAUGGCACACCGUUUCUCCAUCGAGCUCGUACCGGCUAUCGCAACGGACGAGACGUACAACCUGUACGAGCGGUACCAGAUUGCGAUACACAAGGACCAACCGGGCAAGGUCAGCCGUCGAGGCUUUGAGAGAUUCCUCUGCGACAGUCCACUCGGCAACACACCCGUCCACUACACGGACGGAGUAGACGCGACCGGUCUACCACACGAGUACGGCUCGUAUCACCUCCUUUAUCGCGUCGACGGGCAUCUCGUAGGCAUCUCCGUCAUCGACAUCCUCCCUUCGUGCGUGUCGAGCGUAUACUUUAUCUGGGACCCCGACUGGGCGUGGGCGAGUCUCGGCAAGCUCUCGGCACUGUACGAGAUCGGGAUAGCCCUCGAUAUGGCCGCGGCCGGCGCAGAGGGCAUGGAGUGGCUGUACAUGGGCUACUGGAUUGCGACGUGUCAGAAGAUGCGGUACAAGGGCGAGUAUUCGCCGUCAUUCCUCCUCGACCCGGGAACACAAGAAUUCCACCACCUCACACCCAAGCUCGACCAGUUCCUCCAAGUGCACAGCGGGUACACUCCGUUCAAGGAGGUUGAAGCGAUCAACGACGCCUCCGUGCGAGAGGAGUGGGAAGCGCAGCGCAAGGAAGAUGUGAACAUGGCCGAACCACACGAGCCGCGCCCCAAACGCGCCGACAAGCUCGUCAUGAACGGUAACGACAAGCCCGACGGCCCCGACGACUCGGACUCUGGCUCGGACUCGGAAGAGAGCUCGGAGCCAAACGACUAUCCCUCACCUCCGCCGCCUGGGUUCGGGGACCCGAACCAAUUCGACUUUGAUGAACUUGACAGCCUCUUCGUCUUCUUCAACCACAGCGGCAAACCAGCCGUCCUACCCUACGCUGAGUUCAGAAACAAUCUCACUCCCAUCGGCCGUCGCAUGACCAAGGAGCUCGUAGCCGCCCUGGGUCCAGACAUGUUUGCCAGCUCGCCAAUGGAGCUCCGAACAAAGGCUCUCCUCCAUUUCGGGUAA
Messenger RNA from Cutaneotrichosporon cavernicola, 1401 nucleotides. RefSeq lists its product as uncharacterized. Gene Ontology annotation, biological process: protein arginylation. The record is from RefSeq and is a predicted model, not a curated record. The coding region runs from base 1 to 1401 and encodes 466 amino acids. Gene Ontology annotation, molecular function: arginyl-tRNA--protein transferase activity. The transcript is spliced from 7 exons. Lineage: Eukaryota; Fungi; Basidiomycota; Tremellomycetes; Trichosporonales; Trichosporonaceae. Gene Ontology annotation, cellular component: cytoplasm.